Messenger RNA from Drosophila ananassae, 1190 nucleotides. RefSeq lists its product as uncharacterized. The coding region runs from base 36 to 1190 and encodes 384 amino acids. Lineage: Eukaryota; Metazoa; Arthropoda; Insecta; Diptera; Drosophilidae. The record is from RefSeq and is a predicted model, not a curated record. The transcript has a single exon.
UAUUCGUUUUUUGGAGGCUAAAUUUAGUUGAAAGGAUGGCGGCAACGCAACAUGACCUCAGGACUAGGCUGUACAGGUUCUUUAUCUUCGCCAAUACAAGAUUCGUCUAUGGCUUCUGCUGCUUCCUCGACCUGGGAUCCUUCCGAUAUGUUCAGUCCAGUGGAAGGGUAAAAAAAUAUCACACGCCUUGGCAAUGGGUUGUCAUGGCGGUUUUCAUUAAGCUCUUGCUUUUCGCUCUGGAAGCACCUUAUAUCUUUAUGUGUGGAGGCAUGAUGUACUUUUUCUUUUUCAAAGACUCUAGUGAGUUCAAUGACAACACCACCUACCAGUGGAUGCAGAUGUUGGCCGAGGAGGCAAUGGCUUUUGUGUCGACCGCGCGUCUGAUUUACAUUAGCCACAACUCGACGUACUGUGAAUUUUUCACAUUAGCGGUGAACAAAGUCCUGGAAAUGCAUCGCUUGGUCAGGAGGAUCUUUGGCGACGCGCAACUUUACUUGGAUGACUCGCUGCUGGUCGUUUUCUUGCUGAAAGUGUUUCUCACAUUUCACCACAUUGCAGCUCAGUACACACCCACGGAAAAGCACUUCAUUCUGGUCCGAUAUCAUACAUUAAACGUGAUUCUCUUCGAGAUAUUCUAUAGCGCCUACUUUCUGUAUCAGCUGUUGCUACUGGGCUGGCAACGUUCAUUACUGGGCUUUCUGGAUACCCACCUUGCCCUAAAGCAACCUCGAAGGGCACUAAGCUUGAAGUGUCACAAAAGGAUCACUUGUGUCUUUAGUAUCUACGCCAAGAUUGCCAAAAUACAUCUUUUAGUAUCUAGUGCCUGGCUCAAAGUAUCGUCGAUGCUGUUCAUCUGCGUCUACUACACUGCCCAUGAGUCCACCUACACGGUCUACUGCCUGUUUUCCUGGUCACAAUUGUCCAUCAUGAAGAGAGCUGAGGUCUUGCUGCUCAAAAAAAUGGGUUCCUUUCUAUAUCCCCUCGUUGGAAUUCUGUUAAUGGGAAUGGCCAGUGAUCGAAUGAAAUUCCUAGAAGCACAACUCUGCGAGAGGAUUUUUCUCGUGGAACUAGUUCAUGCAAAGGAAGAUACCAAGAUUUCGAAUGAAGUUUCCAGACUUAUAAGUUGCAAGGUCGGAUUUAUAAGAUUUUUCCAAGACAUUUUAAUAAUAUGUUCUGUAAUCCUAGAAUGA